CUACGCAUGUCUGUUACCUUUCAUACAUUGCAGGGAGAUACCGAAUUCCCACGAGUUUGAAGUGCUAGGUCAUCGCGCUGGCUGCUGAUUGUAUUCUUGCGAAUCCGAGAGUGGGUGGGCUUUGCUGCUGCUUUGUUGCCCACUUUUUGUCAUUGUUUGAUCCGCGAGAUCAUCAUUGAUAGUUGUGCGGCAGGGGUAAAGGUCAGACGUAUUGCUGUGUGCGUUAAUUGAGGUAGCUGUGUCUCUGAUUCUGAGGAAGUGAUAGCAAGCUUGUUGCUAUACAUUCCACGUCAGAUCAAAAUGCCUAGCUUCACUGUGAAGGUGAAAUGGGGGAAGGAGCUGUUCAAGGACGUGGAGCUGAACACAGACGAGGAGCCGGUGGUGUUCCGCGCUCAGCUGUUCGCGCUAACCGGCGUGCAGCCGGACAGGCAGAAGAUCAUGCUGAAGGGCAUGACGCUCAAACCGGAUUCGUGGGAUAAUGUCAAACUGAAGGAUGGCAUCACACUGCUGAUGAUGGGGAGCAAGGAGGAGGACAUUGCCCAGGUGCCGGCCGAGCGGACAAAGUUUGUCGAGGACAUGACGGAUAGUGAGCUUGCCACCGCCCUGGAGAUGCCGGCCGGUCUCACCAACCUGGGAAACACCUGCUAUAUGAACGCCACAGUGCAGUGCCUGAAGUCGGUGCCGGAACUCGCAGAGGGUCUCAAACAGUUCAAGAGUAAUUAUGGCGCCGAGGGCGGUUACGCGCAGGCGGUGACGUCUGCGCUGCGCGACCUCUACUCGAGUAUGGAGAACGUGGCCUCAGUGCCGCCCAUCAUCAUGUUGAACGUGCUACACACGGCGUUUCCGCGGUUUGCCGAGCGCGGCGAGCAGGGCGGCUUCCAGCAGCAGGACGCCAACGAGUGCUGGACAGAGCUGGUGAGGAUGCUACAGGAGAAGUUGAAACCCCGGCAGGAACAGGGACCCGACGGCCAAAUGGUGCCUUCAAAGUACGGCUCGCUGAUCGACCAGUACUUUGGCGGCGUGUUCAGCUCCGAGCUAAAGUGCGUCGAGUCUGACGAGGAGCCCGUCACGCGGUCCACGGAGAAGUUCCUCCAGCUCAGCUGUUUCAUAUCGCAGGACGUCAAGUACCUUCACACCGGGCUCAAACUGCGGUUACAGGAGCAGCUGACGAAGCGGUCGGCCCUGCUGGACCGUGACGCAGCCUACAGCAAGACGUCCCGCAUCAGCCGGCUGCCCGCCUACCUCACUGUCCAACUCGUCAGGUUCUUCUACAAGGAGAAGGAGGGUGUAAACGCCAAGAUCCUCAAGGACGUCAAGUUCCCCAUGUUGCUGGACGUGUACGAGCUGUGCUCGGAGGAGCUGCAGCAGAAGCUGCUGCCGAUGCGGACCCACUUCAAGGCCUGGGAGGACCUGAAGGCAGAGGAGGCGCGCGUGCCGGCCAACAAAGCGGCCACGGCGCCGGCGGACAAAAAGGAGGAGGUGGCCUGCGUGCCCUUCAGCUUCGAGGACGACAUGGGCUCGAACAACAGCGGCUUCUACGAGCUGCAGGCGGUGUUGACCCACCAGGGACGCAGCAGCAGCUCGGGCCACUAUGUCGGCUGGGUCAAACUCGCCACCGGCUGGGUCAAGUUCGACGACGACACGGUCACACCGGUCGAGGAGGCCGACAUCCUCAAACUGUCGGGCGGCGGCGACUGGCAUUGUGCCUACGUGCUGCUGUACGGACCCCGGCGACUCCCUGUCGAGGCACUAGAGAAGGUGAAGGCAGCAGCGGCGGCGGCAGCGACCACGGCGACAGCAGCGCCCUCUGGGGACAGCGGGGAGAAAAUGGAGCAGUAGCGCACCCUGGUGGUGCGCAGGUGGCGCCGCCACGCGGCGAGUCGGCAAUACUGGGCCGGCAGUGUCCCAGUCAUCAAUCAAUACAUGGUUCUUAUUUA
Amphibalanus amphitrite is the source of this 1937-nucleotide messenger RNA. RefSeq names its product ubiquitin carboxyl-terminal hydrolase 14-like. The transcript has 10 exons. Bases 301 to 1839 code for a protein of 512 amino acids. Gene Ontology annotation, molecular function: protein binding; proteasome binding; cysteine-type deubiquitinase activity. Lineage: Eukaryota; Metazoa; Arthropoda; Thecostraca; Balanomorpha; Balanidae. Gene Ontology annotation, biological process: protein deubiquitination; regulation of proteasomal protein catabolic process; proteasome-mediated ubiquitin-dependent protein catabolic process. The record is from RefSeq and is a predicted model, not a curated record.